GUCUUGUCAGUGCGAUGCGAGCGUCUGGAUGCUGUUUGUGUAUUUACACCAAGAGCACUUGAGCUACGCCGGCUUUUACGGAGUUGAAACGCGGUAAGGAGAGUGGAGGAAAACAGCGAUCUUUGAGCUGUGGAUUGCGCUGUGUGAACUGUUUCUGGGAUGGCUCACAGACUAACACACAGAGCCUGCUCCUGGUCUGUGGCUGCAGGGCAGUGAGCUGCACCAUGACACACUCCAACAGCAGCCUCCUGACGGGAAACUCCAGUGGAGCUUUAGAUGGAUACGACUCUGGAGGCAACAUCUACAAACCCUUCUCCGUUUUCAGUGUGCUCACGCUCACUCUACUGGCCAUGCUGGCCGUGGCCACCUUUGUGUGGAACCUGCUGGUGCUGGUGACCAUCCUGAGGGUGAGGACAUUCCACCGGGUGCCUCAUAACCUGGUGGCCUCCAUGGCCAUCUCCGAUGUGAUGGUGGCCGCCCUGGUGAUGCCCCUGAGCCUGGUGCACGAACUGAAUGGUCGACUGUGGAAGCUGGGCCGGGUGCUGUGUCAGGUGUGGAUCUCCUUUGACGUGCUGUGCUGCACAGCCAGCAUCUGGAAUGUGACUGCAAUAGCACUGGACCGAUACUGGUCUAUCACUAGACACCUGCAGUACACGCUCAAGACACGCAAGAAGAUCUCCAACAUUAUGAUUGUGCUAACGUGGGUGUUGUCCUCCAUCAUCUCUCUAUCACCUCUGUUCGGCUGGGGUGAGACCUACUCAGAAGGGAUGAAGUGCCAAGUGAGCCAGGAGCCCUCCUACACCAUCUUCUCGACCUUCUCCGCCUUCUACCUGCCCCUGUGUGUGGUGCUCUUUGUCUACUGGAAGAUCUACAAGGCAGCAAAGUUCAGGAUCGGCUCCCGCAAGACGAACAGCAUCACACCCAUGGCUGAGGUAAAGGAUGAAACUCAGCAACCGCAGAUGGUGUUUACGGCACGCCACGCCACUGUGACCUUCCAGACGGAUGGGGACACAUGGCGCGAGCAGAAGGAGAAGAAGGCAGCCCUAAUGGUGGGCAUUUUGAUCGGGGUCUUCGUCCUCUGCUGGAUCCCCUUCUUCAUCACGGAGCUCAUAGUGCCGCUAUGCUCCUGUGACAUACCGCCCAUCUGGAAAAGUAUCUUCCUCUGGUUAGGGUACUCCAACUCAUUCUUCAACCCCUUAAUAUACACAGCCUUUAACAAGAACUACAAUAAUGCCCUGAGGAACCUGUUCUCACGACAGCGCUGACUGGGACACUACUGGGCAUGCUCAGUAGAGACAUUUUCACUGU
Molecule: messenger RNA, 1308 nt
Organism: Periophthalmus magnuspinnatus
Lineage: Eukaryota; Metazoa; Chordata; Actinopteri; Gobiiformes; Gobiidae
Gene: htr5ab
Product: 5-hydroxytryptamine (serotonin) receptor 5A, genome duplicate b
Exons: 3
Coding region: 225-1265 (346 amino acids)
Biological process (GO): G protein-coupled receptor signaling pathway, coupled to cyclic nucleotide second messenger; chemical synaptic transmission
Cellular component (GO): plasma membrane; dendrite
Molecular function (GO): neurotransmitter receptor activity; G protein-coupled serotonin receptor activity
Source: RefSeq, a predicted model, not a curated record